This is a messenger RNA of Tauraco erythrolophus (red-crested turaco), 1688 nucleotides long. The record is from RefSeq and is a predicted model, not a curated record. Lineage: Eukaryota; Metazoa; Chordata; Aves; Musophagiformes; Musophagidae.
UGCCCGAGCCAUUGCCACACUUAUUCCCAAGUCCCUGAACGGCCUACCCUGGGAAAUACAGACUAUGCAUUUGAGAUGGCCAUUUCAAACAUCCGAUAUGGAGAAGGUGUUACUAAAGAGAUUGGCAUGGACCUGCAGAAUCUUGAUGCUAGAAGAGUUUGUUUGAUGACAGACAAAAACCUCUCCCAACUCCCUCCUGUAAAUGCAGUAUUGAAUUCCUUGGCAAAAUACGGCAUAAACUUUCAGAUGUAUGAUAAUGUCCGGGUGGAACCAACAGACCAAAGUUUCCUGGAUGCCAUUAAAUUUGCUAAAAAGGGAGAGUUUGAUGCCUAUGUUGCUGUUGGAGGUGGGUCUGUAAUAGACACCUGUAAAGCUGCCAACCUGUAUGCGUCCAGCCCUACAUCAGACUUCUUGGAUUAUGUCAAUGCACCUAUCGGGAAAGGGAAGCCUGUCACUGUCUCCCUCAAGCCACUUAUUGCAGUUCCUACGACAUCUGGAACUGGAAGUGAAACCACUGGUGUUGCCAUUUUCGACUUCAAAGAACUAAAAGUAAAAACCGGUAUUGCUUCGAGAGCCAUUAAGCCAACGUUAGGCAUCAUUGAUCCUUUACACACGCUGUCUAUGCCUGAGCGAAUAGUGGCCAACAGUGGCUUUGAUGUGCUUUGUCACGCUCUAGAAUCGUACACAGCUCUUCCUUACACCAUGCGCAGUCCCUGCCCUUCAAAUCCAAUCAGCCGACCAGCUUACCAAGGCAGCAACCCCAUCAGUGAUGUCUGGGCUCUUCAUGCUUUGCGCAUUGUGGCUAAAUAUUUGAAAAGAGCCGUCAGAAACCCUGAAGACCGUGAAGCAAGAGCCAACAUGCACCUCGCAAGUGCUUUUGCUGGCAUUGGCUUUGGCAAUGCUGGUGUUCAUCUCUGCCAUGGAAUGUCUUACCCUAUUUCUGGUUUGGUGAAAACUUAUAAACCAAAGGAUUAUAACGUGGAUCACUCUUUAGUGCCACAUGGCCUUUCUGUGGUGCUGACAUCCCCAGCAGUGUUUGCUUUCACAGCACAGAUACAUCCUGAGCGGCAUUUGGAAGCUGCAGAGAUACUAGGAGCUGACAUCCGCACUGCCAGAAUCAAAGAUGCGGGGUUUAUUUUGGCAGACACGCUCCGGAAAUUCCUAUUUGAUCUGAAUGUUGAUGAUGGCUUGGCUGCAAUUGGUUAUUCUAAAGCAGACAUCCCUGCAUUAGUCAAAGGCACUCUGCCUCAGGAGAGAGUGACUAAACUAUCACCGCGUCCCCAAACAGAAGAAGACUUAUCUGCCCUCUUUGAGGCUUCCAUGAAGCUUUAUUAGCUUAAACAUUUUGUUCCAAAAAGUGUGCUCUAUUCUAACAAAAAGGUAAUUUCUUAUAGCUAUGAGGCUGAAAUUGUUUAGAGAAUGGAAGAACUUGUGUGUCUUUGACUUCUGUUCCAUUGUAUGCUGCCAAAAGGUCAAGUAAUUCAUGUUCGACUAAAUAGCACUCUGAAGUAAAGGCUUGACUGUGUUUUUUUUUUCUUGCUCAGUAGUGAGUGGUAUUAACUUGUAUAAAAGUUGGAGCAAUCUUCUCGCUUUACUGAAGGCAUUCUUGUGCGUUAGAGGUGGUCAAAGGUGGAAAAAAAAAUAAGGGAUAUUCCAAAAUAUUUUAGAAAUCAUGGUUUUUAUUGAAA